CCCCUCCCUCCCUGCGGCUGCUGUGUUAUGAAACUGGCGUGCAGCCAGAUCACGUGUUGUUCAGGGGUACCUCUCAGUGUGUUGUUCAGGGGUCCCCUCUCAGUGCAGCUGCUGAAACAUCCUUUUUCCAAUGGCAGCCCACUAACAGGUAAAGCCAGGUAAAACUACCCGAAUGUUGGUACUGAGUCAUAAAGUGGACUAGUCGCUACUCAUUCAGUUUAUCUACGGUCUCUGUUGUAGAAGCUCAGCAGUCUUCCGUUAUGCAGCUGGAGGCUCAGCUGCGUCUGUGUCAGAGUUGUCUGUGGUGUUACAAGAGCGGACUGCGUCUGUUUUCACAGAGCGCAGCAUGCAGAGCACCUGCAAAUUACUACGAACUCCUGGGUGUCAAACCUAAUGCAUCCAUAGAGGAAGUAAAGAAUGCAUUUUUUGACAAAUCAAAAAAGAUACACCCAGACAGUGACCCAUCAAACCCAGGUCUUCACAGCCAGUUUGUGGAGCUGAAUGAGGCCUACCGGGUGCUAAGCAAGGAAAGGAGCAGAAAGGAGUAUGACCUCAAACUCAGACAGCCCUACAGUGGAGGGCAGGCCUUCAGAGCUGCCUCCGGCUAUACCGCCUACAGAGCCAGCACGGAGGCCCAGGAUAACAUGCGCUACUGGAACCAGUUCCGCCAACCCCAAGCAAAGCAGAUGACGGCCGAGGAGCGCCAGAGCGGGAGGAGGAGAAAUUUCCGGCUGAUGGGCUACUGUUUCAUCACCAUGCUGCUCAGUAUCGGAGCCCACGUAGUCUUCUUCAGGAAACUGGAAGAGUUCCACAACAACUUUAUGGAUGAGAAAGACCGGGUGAUCACAGAAAUCUACAAUGAGUCCAAAGAGAGGGCCAGAAUCAACGGUUUCAAGAAGCAGACGGAGAUCCUGCGGCAGAAACACACCGAGUUCCUGGAGAAGUACAAAAUCCACGACUCGGCGAAAGACAAGUAAGCGCUUCAAACUGGCUUUGAGGCCUCGGGGAAGCUCGAGUUCAGCAGCUUUCACCAGUUUUAACUGACGACAAGUGGAAUUUUUGCAGGUUGAAUGUUGCUAGUACUUUUUAGAGAACUUCUUAUUUUUGUAAUUGUUCGAAGGAAGUAUUUGUCUGUAUGGACAACAUUAUAGAGCGCUCCUUGGAUGCGACGCAAAGAGUUGAAGCUCUGCUGUGAAGUGGAAGAGUCACACGGGUCAACGUGAUCAGCUAGGGAUACUCAUACUGUUGUGCUAAGCCCGGUCACAGUGGGGACGACGUGAACGAGAAUGACGGGGGGGCAGAACUAGUCCACAUCGGUCAUGUUAACGUAUAAAAAUACUGUCUCCGGGAUUGACAGAAACGAAGCUUCACAUGCAAACCUCUCCACUGACAUAAGGAGCCACAAGGGACCUGGUUAUCCCCUGACUAAUGAAGUCACUGUCACGUGUUAUGGUAACCCAGCCUACAGCAGGCUCAUGAAUAACUGUGAACCAUUACCUUGAGAAACGAGUCAUCCAAGACUUUGCAAACACAGCGUACGUUGUUGAAAGCAGCAUAGUCUCGGUUCAAGACGCACAACUGUAAAACCUGCAUCUUCUCUAGAAAGGUGCAUCAAUGUAAGUAAUAACCCAAAUGACACGUAGAGGGCACUGUGUCCGGCUGUGCUGCGGCAAAGCCUCAGUGAGUCUCGGGAGUGCUCUGAAGGAGAAGAACAGGACGGUACGUCAGGGUCAGUUCAGCCAGAAUGAUCGGUUCCGGAUCAUGUCAAGUUUUAAGUUUUCAACGUCAACCUUUUCCACACCAUGUGGUUCAAACAUGCUGCUCGGCACGGUUGGCUUUUGCCAGUCAUCGGCUGUUUCUGACGUCACCGUCCACUCCUUGCUUUUCCUUCUGUUUUGCCUGUGUGUCUCAUGGAGCUGUGAAGGCCAUCAUGGCCUCAGUACGAUAAGAUGUCGAGUGUAUUUUGUCCUAUUUGUGGGACGUUGAAUUUAAAAAUUAACACUAUAUGACAUUUACAAGUGUGAUCAUGAGUAAUUUAUUAUAAUAAAGUUUUAAUAAGUAAGGUCGUUAUGAAAACGCACAAAUAACUGGACAUUUGAAUUCCAGACUAAUUUUAAUUGAGUUUUGCUGGUUUUAUCAGCCUACACAGCCAAUGUUAACCAUAAUGCCUUGAUAUUGUGUAUGGAUAAGAGAUUGUUGUUUGGGAUGUUGCAUUUCUUCAGCCGUCGUCACCAGUCCUUGAGCGGGUGUUAGUAACCAGCCAUUAAACAACCCAUGUUCUGGUUAAAAUUAUUACUUCCAGUGUGCUUGAUUUGGUCUUGUUGUAGCCCAACUCUGCAAAACAGGACUGGUAACACUAAUGUAGAAUUCAACUGACAUUGAAAAAUAAUAAUAAUAAAGAUGAUUA
Messenger RNA from Lampris incognitus (smalleye Pacific opah), 2407 nucleotides. RefSeq names its product DnaJ (Hsp40) homolog, subfamily C, member 4 (gene dnajc4). Lineage: Eukaryota; Metazoa; Chordata; Actinopteri; Lampriformes; Lampridae. The transcript is spliced from 8 exons. The record is from RefSeq and is a predicted model, not a curated record. The coding region runs from base 261 to 977 and encodes 238 amino acids.